AUGAACCUCAAAGGCACGGAGCUAGUACUACACUCAGACUCUGGAUUUUCAAAUAGCCAGCUUGCUCUUCAGUGGCUAGAGCAUUUUGCAAAGCAUACAGCUUCGGAGGAUACGAAGGUUCUACUACUCGACUCUCAUCUCAAAAGAGCUGAGGUUGAGGCCCGGAGGGCAGAGCGCCUCCGGAAAAAGAGGGUAAAAGCUCUUCUUCGAGCUGGCAACCCAAUUCCUCUAGAGGAUCGGGACCCAAUUCGGGACCUAGAAGCUGCUGAGAGUGGGUGCGGGAGCGAGAGCGGGAGUGAGCGUGGGCGUGGGCGUGAGUGUGGGAGUGAGCGUGGGAGUGAUGAACAUGGCUCCUCCCACCGACCCGUCCGCACCGGCAGACACCUCUGGCGCCUCGCCCUUGCCCGCCGACUCCUCGAAUCCCGUCUCCGCGGCCCCAAUCAGCGAGAGACUGUCCUCUGUGCGCUCUAUUUCCGAUCCUCCGCGCCAUCAAUCGACUAUGUCGUCCUCGUCAAACCUAAUCGGCGUGUUGAACAAUGCCAGGAGACCUGCGGUGCGCUCGUCGAUACCGGCGAGCUCGGUGGCUUCGGGGGCGGCUUGCCGCAGGAUAUGCAGGCGAAGAUGAGGGCUUUCCAUUUGUCGCGCCAGGGUACGCCGCCUGGUGGACGACCGUCGGCUUCACCGGCCGACGAGAAUGGCGGUAACAUGGCAGGAGGUCUGCGGUUACCAAUGGGUAAUAGGCCACAACUACCGCAGGGGCUUGUCUCGGCGCCUGCUGUUCCACGACAGGGCGGCAAACCGUCGCUGAGCGAGCGCAGAAACAUGCCGAAGUUAGGUGGAUUACCAGGAAGUCCUGCGGCUCCCGCAGCGAGCCCUUCUUUGAGCCUGAACGGCAGCGCAAACCCGGCGGCGAAUAACACUGAUAGGGGGUCGAUGUUCAACAAGUUCUCCAACUAUGUGGAUACGGAGAAGGGAACGCUUCGCUUUGCGGGGAAGGCUGUUAUCCAUGGUCAGGGCAUUGAUUUCUCGAGCGGUAAUAAUUUCAGUAUAUCCCUGGAUGAGGUAGAUACGCUCGAGGAGCUGGGAAAGGGCAACUACGGCACAGUCUACAAGGUGCGCCACGCGCGGCCACGGCAGCAAAGGCUUGGACUGGGUCUUCAGGUUCGCUCCUUGGCACCCAAUGCCUCGAUAGGGGACAAUGGCGAUUCCAGCGACACGCCUCUGGCCAAGAAUUCCACGGGUGUCAUCAUGGCAAUGAAAGAAAUCCGUCUCGAGCUCGACGAAGCCAAAUUCGCCGCCAUCAUCAUGGAACUCGACAUCCUCCACCGCUGC
Pseudogymnoascus destructans is the source of this 1332-nucleotide messenger RNA. RefSeq lists its product as uncharacterized. Gene Ontology annotation, molecular function: ATP binding; MAP kinase kinase activity. Gene Ontology annotation, biological process: protein phosphorylation; MAPK cascade; cellular hyperosmotic response. The record is from RefSeq and is a predicted model, not a curated record. The annotation marks the transcript as partial. Lineage: Eukaryota; Fungi; Ascomycota; Leotiomycetes; Thelebolales; Thelebolaceae. The transcript has 3 exons.